Messenger RNA from Pseudomassariella vexata, 231 nucleotides. RefSeq lists its product as uncharacterized. Lineage: Eukaryota; Fungi; Ascomycota; Sordariomycetes; Amphisphaeriales; Pseudomassariaceae. The transcript is spliced from 2 exons. The record is from RefSeq and is a predicted model, not a curated record. Bases 1 to 231 code for a protein of 76 amino acids.
AUGCAACCCUCAAUCUUCAUCACUCUCGCUUGCGCCGCCUUCGUGGCAUCCUCGCCAAUGAACACCUACCCUAUCGAUCGACGCGCUGAUGGGGGCGAUAUUGCUAGUUGUGAAGUUGCGGCCUCCGCAGAACAGGUCGCGGGUAUUGACGCUUGUAAAGGUGACGCUGCCUGCAUUAUUGCUUGUACUGCCACUGCGGUUGGCAAGUACACUGCUUGUGCUGGUGUUUAA